Neolamprologus brichardi is the source of this 5086-nucleotide messenger RNA. RefSeq names its product syntaphilin b (gene snphb). The record is from RefSeq and is a predicted model, not a curated record. Gene Ontology annotation, cellular component: mitochondrion; cytoplasmic microtubule. Gene Ontology annotation, biological process: neuron differentiation. Lineage: Eukaryota; Metazoa; Chordata; Actinopteri; Cichliformes; Cichlidae.
CCUCUCCUCCUCACGGGGCAGCCAUCCAGUGCGUCUCCCUGCAUCCCUCCUGACUCAGCCCCCUCUCUCCCUCCUCCCCACUCCUCCUCGGACGUGCCGCCGCUCCAUCAGGCGGAGCUCUUGGUGGAAGAAAUGAGGGACACAACAACAACCAUGGCGAUGGAACUGUGGACGGACUAACAGCGCUAUACGGGAAGCCGGGCACAGGCUCCAGGCUCUCAGUAUAGAGCUGAAAACUCAGAGAAAAGGUUAGAGCACAAGAAACCCGAGACGUUGCCUGGCUCCAUGUCUGCCCCUGCUCCACCCAAUCAGAGGUCUACAUCGGUCUCUCGCCGAUUCAACCCUCUGAAGGUGCUGCAGCCCAAACGUCGCUUGCAGCAAAUACUGGCGUCCUCGCCCGUGCCGGUACCCAAGCCGGUACCCAAGCCGGCGUCUGGGUCGGUGACUGCUGUGCCAGCCGCCACAGCACCAGUGGCCAUUCCUGUGCCCGCGCCCCCUGCGUUUGACUACUGCAGGUUCAUAGAGUUAGACUACGUGCCCAUGGAGUCAAGCUGUAUGGUGUCAAUGCGCCCAACUAAAGGCUAUGUAUCGACCAAGUCACCGACAAAGGGAUACGCUUCCACCAAGUCUCCGGAUCGCCACGGUCGUUCAACAAACUCUCCCUCUACCCCUCGCUCCCGGCGCACUCCGGCUGCGGCCAGUAAUAGAGAUCCCUAUGGAAACGCUUCUCUCAGCAGCAGCAACUCAGGCUCAUGUAAAGGCAGUGAAUGCAGCCCAACCAAAGGACGCCAUCAGAAGUACACGUCAUGUACAGACAACCAUGGCAUUCGGCCUCCUCCACCAGAGCAGUACCUCACACCCCUUCAGCAGAAGGAGGUGUGUAUCCGACACCUGCGGGCCAAGCUAAAAGAAACCAUCAACACCCUGCAAGACAGGGACACGGAAAUAGAUGAGUUGAGAGGCCGGCUUUACAGAAUGCAGGAGGACUGGGUUGAAGAAGAGUGCCACCGCGUAGAGGCUCAGCUGGCCCUGAAGGAGGCGCGUCAGGAAAUCCAGCAGCUCAAACAGGCUGUGGAUACUGUUCGUGCCAGACUGAGCGAUGCCGGAGGCCUCAGUGGAGAUGUAGGGGUCCAGAAGUACUUUCAGGAUAUCAACGCUCAGAACCACAAGCUGGAGAACCUUUUGCUGAGUAUGGAGUUGGCCCAGGCUGGAUUAGCAAAGGAGGCAGAGGCUAUGCCAGGCUGUCGGACCCGCGUUGGGGGUUCAGCACCAGCAUCUGUUUCAGGAGAAAGUCCUGGCGGAGUACCCAAACUUACUGUAGGAGGAAGAGGGUCUUGCUCUUGUGAUGGCUCCCCAGCCCGGUCUUUAACUCGGAGUUCCACCUACACAAAGCUGAGUGAUCAGGCACUGGCGGACCGCAAUGACAACGGGUCAGACUUUCCUUGUCUCUCAGGCGACGGCACCCAGGACAGCGGCUUUGUGUGCUGUGGGGAGAGUAACAUCCCCAGCCGGGCUGACCUUCUGCUGGAGGCCGCAUUCCUUUCUGAGGAAACAGCAUCUUUACUUAAUUCCUACACGCAGACCUUCUCCCACUCUCUUCCCCAUUCUCAUCCCCACUCUCUGCCAAACUCACUGUCUCACACCUACUCACAUACCUUACCUCAUUCUUUCCCUCACAAUUUGUCCCACUCUGUGCCGCAUACUAUGCCACACUCUUCUACGUAUGAGAAGCUGUGCACAGGGGAGGGGCUGGCACCCUUUCGUUGUGGUCUGGGUGGAGUGAGCUGCAUGAGCCACCCCUGCCUCUCCCACCACCAUCUGUACCUGCACCCUUUAAGGGAGACUGGCAUUCAGACAGAAAGCUGCCCCAUCCCUACAACAGCAGGGUAUCCCUCCGAUCUGGACACCAUCGCAGAGCAACGUACCUUCCGGUCCCAGGCCUGUAGCCCCACUUCAACCUGGAUGUCUGAUGAAGGGGACGACGAGUUGGACUCCAUUACCACCACAACUUCAGUAACCACAGCAACAGUCAUGAGUACAGCAACAGAGCCAAUCCCCAAAACCCCAGUGGUCCCAUCUUUACCACGGUCCGCCACUGUUGCGUGUUCCAUGGAAAGUCCUGUGCAUAAAGAGAAAGAGCAUGGAGAGGAGGAGGAAAAGCAGGAGAAAGAGGAAAAAGAGAAGGAAGAUUUUGUGGCAGAAGAGCAGGUGGAGAUAGUUAUGAUCAAACUGGCAGAAGAAAGGCAACAGACGCUGAUUGGUUCAGUGGGAGAGAAGAUAGGAGGGCAGGGUGCUGAAGAGAAGCCGGCUCAAGGAAAACUCUGUGAUCUUGCUGAGAUGCCAGCAACAUGGCAGGGUGAGCUUAAGUUAAGAGGAUGCUGUGGAGAAGGCAGGCAGGGUGGGACAUCAUUUGAAAACCUCGGAGUUGUGGACACGCAGCAAGAAAGCUGUCCUUUACAAGAAUCAACCCAGGUAGAGACACCUCACCUGAGUCCGAGUCACCAGGGAUCGUCUCCAGCUAUAGAACUGCCUCACACAAUCCAGCCAAGAAGGUCUACUUCCCAUGAGGAGAUAGGUGGUGUUACAGUGGUGGAGGUGCACAAUGAGGACAAUGAUAACGGUGAAACAAAAGAGCACGGUGCCACAGGGGACACUGCAGAUGAGAACGGAGAAUCAUCUAGUUCUGGGACGAUUCAGAAAAGCUACUGGAGUCGUCACUUCCUAGUUGAUCUGCUUGCGGUGGCCAUUCCUGUGGUGCCGACGGUGGCGUGGCUCUGCCGCGGUCCAGUCCGGGAAGGACAGCCAAUGUAUCACAUAGGAUCACUGCUGAGAGGCUGUUGCACUGUGGCGUUGCACUCGCUGCGCAGGGGAGGCGGGCUGAGGCACUACCCCGCAGGCGGGGGAGACUUAGGGGGAUCACAGAUAUAAGAGGAAAAUCUGCUCAGCACCUCUGUGGCCCUUAACCACGACCUUUCCUGUAUAGGUUUUCUCUUGGAAGAUUCAAGUGCAAGAAGACGAGGACUUCCUGUCCUGCAGUUUCUGCCAAGAAUAGGCAAGAGGGGUAUAAGAAACAGGAAAUGUGAAGCUCUUGGACUGGCAAGCUCUGCCUUGUUUUGGUUCUGCUCCGCAAUGUCUGUCACCCAAUGUUCCUCAGCCUUGCUACCGAGAUGUCUGCCAGCUCUACUGGCUUGUGCAAAAGUAAAUGAGCUGAUUGAAAUGAAUGAUGCCUGGAUCUUUGAUGCUGAUUGUUUCUUUUGAUCUUAAAUGCAGGGAAAACUGUAAAAGAUUCAUUGACUACUCAACCUAUGAAUUCUAACACAUUUGAAUGGUUGUGUGUGUAUAUGUGGCAUAUAUGUAUAAGAGCUUGUAUACAUGUGUAGCCAAGUUACAAAAAGCUACAGCUUCACCAAGUCAUUAAGCAAUGGCUGAGGGGAAAAUCCACUCUAAAUCAGAAUUUACAUGUUUCUACAACUGCAGACGGUCUUCAUUGAUCUUCAAGACUGAAAUCUCAGAGUGUGUCUGCCAUCAUGACGUAGACACAAAACUCAGGGAUGUUCCGAGGGUAGAAACACACAAACCUAUUAAAUUUGCUUCAAAUCAUAAACACCCAGCUGUGGCCAGUUCAGUUGUGCUGCCAAGUUAAACUCUACUUACUUUUAAUCGUAUUAAGGUUUUAGUUCUCUCUCCUGGCCAAAGAAGCGUUUUGGUUGAACUCACCCCCCCCAAAGGAAUGUUGUUUAUCAUUAAAAUGACCUCUGCCAAAAAUCCUAUGUAGAUGUUUAUUAAUCAAACACAGUAGGUUAAUCUGAGGUGUGUAUACAUCAACUGCAUAGAAGCUGAUUUCUAAUUUUAUUUCAUGCAUUUCAUGCAUUUAGCAGUUUGGGGCAUCUAAAAACAAAAACCAUGAUGCCAUCACACUUAGGAUGAGACUGUUUUUAAGAUAAGAUAAGAUAGAUCUUUAUUGUCACUGUUACAAAAACAAUGAAAGACAGUUUGGCAUCUCUCCAUUAGCAGCAUGUAGAUUUUUUUAUAUUAAAAUUACUUUAUAAUAAAAGAUAAGAGACAAAUUCCCCACCUGUGGGACUAACAAAGGUUAUCUUAUCUAAUCUUAUACACAGAUACAUGCAGAUGCCAGAGUCUUUUCAAGCUUUUCAGAAAUGUGUAAAUGUAGCAUUUCCACUAAAAGCUUUUUUUUUCCUGGAAAUGAUUGAUUUAGGCCAUAAAAUUGCAUAUGUCGCCAAUCAUUCUCAUCUACUUAUAAUAUGCAUAACCAUCACUUGAAACAAAAAACAGGCUUUUUCCUUGUUGAAUGAAGUCUUCAUGUUGCGCCUUUUGUAGGCAGUUAUUUAAUCUAACCUGCCAAUUAACCUGAUAAAAGCAAUUACCUUGUUUGAUUUCUGCAAUUUUUUUCUAAAGACUGCUUAAAAAUUUCCCUCUACUCGACGUUGACGUUAGAAUGUGCACUUUAAUUUCUCUUAACCUCUGCAUCCCCAGGGGGCCAGCCAGAAUCUCAUUAAUAAUGAAGGAGAUGUUACUUAUUAUAGAAAGUCCAUGGGUGAUUUACCUAUUGCCAUGUUCGUUGUGUUUCUACCCUGAGAGCAUUACGAUUAGUUCUCAUAAAUAAAUAAAGCUAUUCAGAUUUAUUAAACUCAAACUAAGAGAAAUACCACACUUAUAACUAUACACUAAAAAUGAAGCUCAGUUGAGAGCCAGCCUGAGUCUUUGCAAAGGUAAACUCAAAAGUUAAAAAGCAAAGUUCUCUAAAUAAAAUCUUAGAUUUGUUUCUGUAAUCCAUUUGAGAGCUUUUGUUUUUUUUGUUUUCAUUUUAUGUAUCUAUUUAUUUAUUGGGGCAGUCUACUUGUUUGGGAAGGUAAUAAUAAUAACAUGCACAUUAUAUUUUAGGGUGGAAUAUUUUUCAUACUCAGUCAUAUUGUCUCAUAUGGGCCUUAUCUGCUUAAGCUUGUAUUCAAAGCAAAGUUGCCAGAACCAAUUCAUUUGGUGAAAAUAACAGACCUCAGUUUGUGUUACUUCAGUUUAAGUUUGUGUUACUUAAAGUCACCUGAUUAAAUCUAAUUGAAAUGCCAUA